Messenger RNA from Amphiprion ocellaris (clown anemonefish), 1611 nucleotides. It is a transcript of the gene fdx2, whose product is annotated as ferredoxin 2. Gene Ontology annotation, biological process: P450-containing electron transport chain; positive regulation of oxidoreductase activity. NCBI's taxonomy places the organism in Eukaryota, Metazoa, Chordata, Actinopteri, Pomacentridae. The record is from RefSeq and is a predicted model, not a curated record. Gene Ontology annotation, cellular component: mitochondrion. The transcript is spliced from 5 exons. Gene Ontology annotation, molecular function: 2 iron, 2 sulfur cluster binding. The coding region runs from base 8 to 598 and encodes 196 amino acids.
CAGAGUCAUGGCGACCUCGGCGGCUGUUCGGUCGAGCAUGGGGCUGACUUUGAGACUUUCUCGAGUUAUACCGGACUGUAGCACCUGUUCUCUAUACAGGUUAAGGAGCUGUGUUAACAGCGCGGCUAAUUUACAACGGACGGGCUCCGCUGAUAGUUUCCGGACGAUUAAUCGACAUUUACAGACAAGUAUAGGUCUUUACCACAGUGAGGAGGGGAGCUCCAAUGCAGAGGACCCAGAGGAUGUGGUCAAUGUGGUGUAUAUAGAUCGGUCGGGCCAGAGGAUCCCAGUAAAGGCCAAAGUGGGAGAUAAUGUCCUGUAUCUGGCUCACAAGCAUGGAAUUGAACUUGAAGGAGCCUGUGAGGCAUCACUGGCCUGUUCAACAUGUCAUGUCUAUGUGAACGCAGCCCAUUUUGACAAACUGCCAGAACCUGAAGAGAGGGAGGAUGACAUGCUUGACAUGGCAGCGAUGCUUCAGGAGAACUCUCGGCUGGGAUGUCAGAUCAUUCUAACCCCUGAGCUUGACGGUAUUGAACUCACUUUGCCGAAAGUCACCAGGAACUUCUACGUGGACGGUCACGUUCCCAAACCUCACUGAGGAGAGGAGGAACAGACGGUGACAAAGGGGAUUUGCGAAAAAUCAGACGGUGUCGCUGUGAGCUUGACACCAUGUGCGCUGGUUGACAAGGGGGCGACCAUGACGAGGUGCACUACCAGGAUGCUAAUGUCCGUAGCAACUCCCAAGAUGUCUUUAAAACUAACAAAUUCUACAGUAAACCAGUAAUGGCAGGACAGGCCUGCAAAUGACAGUAAGACACACAGGAGUUUCAGUGGAGGGAAACUUAAUGGUUACUUACAGAAAAAUGACCAGAAAAACCUGAUGUUUUAACUGAUCAAGUAUUUAUGUGGAGUGUUCGCAGGCCAGCUUUAAGAUACCAUUCGGUCUCAAAAUACACUGCAGAGCAGAUUUUUUGUUUUCACAAAGUAAAUCUUUGUGCUGGUAAAUGGAACAUUCCUUGUUACAGCUCAUAUACGCACAAGUACCAGAAGCUGGUGUUAAUCAUUUUGGCCAGUCCAUCAUUAUCACCCAGAUUCACUUGUUAGAUAUUAUAUGUAUUGCAUUUACUGUUUUAAUGCACCAUGUUCAUUUAUAGCUGUGGUGGCUCAUCAGGAAGUAUCCACUGACUCUAGUAAGCCACAGAUGAGUUUUCUUCUGUAUGGCACCGGAGUUGGACAGAUUUAUUAUAAGGAAGUUUAUUUGUCUAAUGCUUGAAAUUGAGCUCUUAACAAAUGAUGGGUUAACUCUGCACACAUUGUAUACAUUUCAAAACAUGCAGAUGACCUUUGCUUAAGGUGCUUCCUCUCUGGUGACAAUCACAAAGGCUUGAUUAGAUGAUCUGACUCAGCUGUUCUUAGAUCCAGAGCAGGAAGCAGGUGGAGAGGAGUUUGUCUUGAAGCAGGUUGGCUGCAUGUUGCCAUAGAAUGAGUUUUACCACAUCUACCCUUUACUCAAGUCUACUGUACAUGCGCACAAAUGUAACUGAACUGUGUAUCUCGUGUUAGGAAUUUCAAAUAUUUAAAGUUGUGCAAUAAAAUCUGUUUUAAGAGUUA